AUGCGUGAGAUUGUGCAUCUGCAGACCGGCCAGUGCGGUAACCAGGUCGGUACCAAGUUCUGGGAGGUGCUCUCUGACGAGCAUGGCAUCGAUGGAAGCGGUAACUAUGUGGGCACGUCGCCGCUGCAGCUGGAGCGGAUCAACGUGUACUACAACGAGGCUGCGGACAACAAGUACGUGCCGCGCGCGGUGCUCGUGGAUCUGGAGCCUGGCACAAUGGACUCGAUCCGCUCGAGCGCGCUCGGCAGCCUGUUCCGCCCCGACAACUUUGUGUUUGGCCAGAGCGGCGCGGGCAACAACUGGGCCAAGGGCCACUACACCGAGGGCGCUGAGCUUGUCGACUCGGUCAUGGACGUCGUCCGCAAGGAGGCAGAGAACUGUGACAUGCUGCAGGGCUUCCAGAUCACACACUCGCUGGGUGGCGGCACGGGUGCGGGUAUGGGCACGCUGCUCAUUUCCAAGAUCCGCGAGGAGUACCCUGACCGCAUGAUGGCGACGUUCUCGGUGAUGCCGUCGCCCAAGGUGUCGGACACGGUCGUGGAGCCAUACAACGCCACGCUCUCGGUGCACCAGCUCGUGGAGAACUCGGACGAGACGUUCUGUAUCGACAACGAGGCUCUGUACGACAUUUGCUUCCGCACGCUGAAGCUCAAGACACCCAACUACGAUGACCUGAACCAGCUCGUGUCGCUCGUCAUGUCCGGUAUCACGACGUGCCUGCGCUUCCCCGGCCAGCUGAACUCGGACCUGCGCAAGCUCGCGGUGAACAUGGUGCCGUUCCCCCGCCUGCACUUUUUCAUGGUCGGCUUUGCGCCGCUCACCGCCCAGGGCAGCCAGCAGUACCGCGCGGUCACGGUGCCGGAGCUCACCUCGCAGAUGUUUGAUGCGAAGAACAUGAUGGCCGCGUCGGACCCCCGCAUGGGUCGCUACCUCACUGUGGCGGCGUACUUCCGCGGCAAGCUCUCUAUGAAGGAGGUCGAGGAGCAGAUGCAGGCCGUGCAGACCAAGAACUCGUCGUACUUCGUCGAGUGGAUCCCGAACAAUGUGCAGACCGCGCACUGUGACAUCGCGCCGCGCGGCCUGAAGAUGUCCGUCACCUUCAUCGGCAACAACACGGCGAUCCAGGAGCUGUUCAAGCGUGUGUCGCACCAGUUCCAGGCCAUGUUCCGCCGCAAGGCUUUCCUCCACUGGUACACCGGCGAGGGUAUGGACGAGAUGGAGUUUACCGAGGCCGAGUCGAACCUGGCCGACCUCAUCAGCGAAUACCAGCAGUACCAGGAGGCCACCGCCGACGACGACCUCGAGGAGUACGACGGGUACGAGGGCGAGGAAGUGUACGAGGACGAAAUGUAA
Molecule: messenger RNA, 1353 nt
Organism: Malassezia sympodialis ATCC 42132
Lineage: Eukaryota; Fungi; Basidiomycota; Malasseziomycetes; Malasseziales; Malasseziaceae
Gene: TUB2
Product: beta-tubulin
Biological process (GO): microtubule-based process
Cellular component (GO): microtubule
Molecular function (GO): GTPase activity; GTP binding; structural constituent of cytoskeleton
Source: RefSeq, a predicted model, not a curated record